GGCGGAGGCGGCUUGACAGCUGCUGGGAGCCGCGUGUGACGUGUCCACGCCUACGCGUCACCUCACAGGUGAGCUCGCUUAAAAGUUAAUGAGCGUCACGCGCUGUCAAACGAGAGAACGCGGGUAACGCUGCGAAGGUGGUCGCGAUCCGUCGACUUCAUCAGGAGAGGAAAGAAGUUGUGAAAUGAAUUAUGAGUGACUCAGAGCAGCAACACGAUGUGGUGCAGGUGUGCGAGCCGCAGUGGCCUGAGAAUGGAGAGGACUGGAGUGAUGGAGAAGGUGGGACGGAUAUGGACUCGGGGCUUCUGCAGGCCAUGGCCGAGGAAGAUGAGGAGAUAAACGUCCACAACGAGGAGACGUUUGGGAUGGAUUUGGAUGCAAACGGGACCACAGAAGAGUCCAGCAGCAGCCUUCAGUUUGGAGAGGCUCCGCCUUCGCCGCCACCGCCGCCACCUGCAACACCCCCUCCCCCACAGCCCAAACCUCGGUCUCCCCGCAGAGCCCCGUCGCCUCCCCGACAGAAGCUGCAGUAUUUUCCGUGGGCUUCCUCGAGGCAGCGCGGCAGAAGUAGGGGACAGAGAGCAGCUCUGGGCAGGGGGCAGAUGUUUGAAGACCCAGCUGUGAUGAGAAUAAUCGAGGGCCGACCGAGCCUUAAGAGUCUUGACAGUGCCAUAGUGGACUGCGGGACCACCAUGUACCAGCGUCCCUUUGAGGAUGAUAUGAUGAUGUCCUCUUACAGAAAAACCAGAAGAACCUCAGGAUCCAUACUUGAGGACAGUGCUAUAGUGUGUGUAAUUGGGCACAGAGGUAGAGGUCAGACUCUGAACUCCAACUUUGUUGACUUGCCGUACUCCGCCGGGCCCCUUUAUGGGGCCAGGCGAGGGGAAUCCAGAGGAUUGUACUCCAGAAGACAGUUUGGCCAUCGAGGACCCACUCAGGUGUACCCACCCAUAGUACCAAGAUCCCCCCUCUUCCCACGUCAGCCACUGACCCCACGCCAGCAUUACAAUCAGCAGACCAGGGCAUUCAUGUUUCCUCCAACCCACCCCUGCCCCUCGACGCCUCAGACUCCCAAAAUGAUGCAACUUCGCUUCGGAGCCAACUCACCAAGGCCAUCCCCUUUUUACAGCCCCUCUAAUCCAGUACAGCCUUUCAGUAGGUACCCUGGUCCAGCCACGCAGCUCCAUCCCCAACACAAACGACUGCUUAGUCAAAAACAGCGGCUAUUCCAAAGAAAGCCAGAGGGCUGGGAUCCGUACUGUAACAUUAUGACGGCCAAAGAAAAGGAGUGGAUCACCCGGCUGCAGAUGAUCCAGCUGCAAAGUGAGAAUCCUUACCUUGAAGACUACUACUAUCAGGAGUACUAUCGUCGAAUAGAAUCAAAGAUGGCCGAAGAGGAGUUGGGCAUCAGGAGCAAGAGGGAGCCACCUAAGCUCACCACGCCUUACAUCAAAAAAACAGACUCCUACACACCGGUGGUGCACAUUGAAGGCUCUUUGGGUCAAGUUGCAGUUUCCACGUGUUACUCUCCUCGCCGAGCCAUCAGUGCUGUUCAUGCAGUCCAGCCUCAGGGUCUGCUUGAGGAUCAGAAAGACACCAGACUACAGCGAUUAGACAUCCUUAACAAAAUAGAAAAGUUGUUCAUGGUUCUGUUAGAGGUGGAGGAAACUGAGAGGAUGAAAACUCCAUUGUUGUCCGAAGCAGAAGAAAGGAGGUUGGUGGAGAAGAUUCAGAGGAAAGUGGAGCACAUCUACUCCCAGCUGCAGCACCACAAUCCCCUGGACUCGGAAGGGGACUUCAUUCCUUUUCUGCUCGUCUCCAAAGGCAAAAAGCUCGUCGCCCGUCUGCUGCCGUUCUUGAAACACGAUUCUGCACUAAAAAUCUUGCGUGUUGUCACCACCAACCUACCAACACUGAUGAGCAGAGACGCAGACGAGACCCUUCCUGUGCUUUACCCACCUCUUCGAAAUGUGAUCGGUGGGCUGGCGUUCAGUCAGCUCAUUGGCGUCCUCAAAGAUCUGACCUCUUUGGAGUCUCUAACGACAUACGAGUGUCUUGAGCUGGCAUGUCAGAACAAGUUCGGCCUGUCCUUGCUGUACGCUCUGCUCUCCCAAGGAGAGAAGCUGCUGUCCUCGGGUGUUCCUCUAGAGCCCAGCAUCGGGGACUUUGAGACCUGGACUGACAUCAUAUUCCAGGUGGCAGGACAACUAUCCCAGUGUUCGCUGGUGGAGCCGCUCCUUCUGCCCUCAAACCUGCUCACUCUCUUCUGCCGUUACCUGGACAAGCGUACGGUGCAUCAGCUGAAAAGCAACAUGGAGUCUGUUACUGGAUGCCUGGCUCUUCCAUCUUAAGGUGGACAGCGGUGGCUGGUGUUCUAUUGAUGACCAGGAUGCUGUGAGCACUAGAGUGAAAGGAGGCGAGGCACAAACCCCCCUCGGUGCUCAUUGAAACGGACGCUAUAUAUGUGUAUAUUUAAUCUCCUUUGACCUUUUUGAUUCUUAUUCCCUCCCCUCACCCGUUCCCUCACAUUCUUUUUGCACUUGAACGGUUUCCCUGUUUUGUUUUGUUUUCCUUUUAUCUGAUCAUCUGACUUUCCUCACUGGUUUCCAGUAGGUUACAUCAGCGUUACAAUGAAAUCCGAACCCUCCCAUUUUCCCGAUUUAGACCUUAAACCUCUACAUUUAGAUUCAGUCACUUCUAAAUGUGCUGUUUCACACUUGGUGACCAGGGUGUGGAUUGUAUAGUAGUGUAUGAUUGUACAGCUGAACCAAUAUGUUGACCAUUUGAAAACCAUUUAAGGACGUUGUCGUGGCCCAUCAAUGUGCCGUGCAGUUUGGGGUUUUGUUGAAGGGCUUGCAUUGUUUAUACUAGUAAUGAAUGUAAUAGGAUACAUUUGUAAAUUUCUAUCUGAAGGUUUAUGUUAUGAAGAGGGAUUUUAUUUAUUCAUUUGGAAACAGGAAUAAUUUAAACUGCACCUUUGUACAGCACUUGCAAUAUAAAUAAAAAAACUUUGAAAUUG
Pundamilia nyererei is the source of this 3019-nucleotide messenger RNA. It is a transcript of the gene patl2, whose product is annotated as PAT1 homolog 2. Lineage: Eukaryota; Metazoa; Chordata; Actinopteri; Cichliformes; Cichlidae. The transcript has 19 exons. Gene Ontology annotation, cellular component: P-body. The record is from RefSeq and is a predicted model, not a curated record. Gene Ontology annotation, molecular function: RNA binding. Gene Ontology annotation, biological process: deadenylation-dependent decapping of nuclear-transcribed mRNA; P-body assembly. Bases 192 to 2351 code for a protein of 719 amino acids.